Molecule: messenger RNA, 1351 nt
Organism: Guyanagaster necrorhizus
Lineage: Eukaryota; Fungi; Basidiomycota; Agaricomycetes; Agaricales; Physalacriaceae
Exons: 6
Coding region: 161-1207 (348 amino acids)
Source: RefSeq, a predicted model, not a curated record
CCGAUCUACAACCCACUGCGCCGAGGCCCCGCUAGCGACGAGAGUAUAUUGAAUUGAUUGUCGGGAUAUCGCACAAGGGCAGCGUGAUUAUAUAUUUAUUUCGUGUCGUUAUGGGUCACCUUUCUUAUCCUCCAUCUCGUCCUAAUGAUAAAGCAAACGGAUGCCAGCACUGGCCUCCACUGAUAGUUCAGAAUUUACGUGGGGUCGGUGGUCUGGGAGCAAGUUAUACGCCCUCGAGGUCAUUCAGAAUCCGCUAAGAGCUCGAAUGUGUGGUUUUGGUGACAAGGAUCGACGACCGUUAGCACCAGCAGCAGUGGUGAAGAUGGUGGUCAAGCGAGAUGACGAUAGUACUGUUGACGUCGACGAUAUAGAUUGUUCCUUCUUCCUCGUGACAGUCGACCUCUGGUCUGGGGACGGGAAACAAGAGACGAACUUGGUCCUACACCCCUCCUUGGCCGAACGAUACGUCCAGCAGACCAAGCGGCGCACAUCUAGAAGCGGACAGCCGCCCAACCCGACUCGAACACCCACGCCGCCGCCUACUAUGACCACCGACCUCGUAUAUCUGGAGCCUGCCCCACCACCUCCCCAGCAACCUCCCCAGUCUUUUGGCCAAGAAUGGCAAGUGAAACCCGACAACUCCGAAGGGCCUGAAUGGACUGCGGACAAUCUCAAUUCGCUACCAAAUCCAAGUUCUAGUCCAUCGGAAAAUGUAUACUAUGAACUUCCCACCCCCGUUUCCCCUUCCCCGUCUAUGUCCAAAGAAAAACUGUCCCGAUCCACUGAUCUCUCCAUCCCGCCCCUCCCCCGACAUACCUAUACUCGUACUCUUAUCGGUCCGCUCUCUGCCAAUGCAACCCGUCUCAUUGAUGGGCACCGCAAGCCAGGGAUAUUCUUCCUCUUCCAGGACCUGUCCGUUCGCACUGAGGGUACCUUUCGCCUGCGCCUCAGGCUGAUGAACGUAGGUGCUCCCCCCGCGCCUGAAGCGGGGGCCUCAACGGUGCAUAUGGGCAUGUCGCCUGUGCUGGCGCAGACGUUCACGGAGCCCUUUACGGUGUUUUCGGCAAAGAGGUUCCCUGGUGUUCCGGAUACGACAGUGCUGUCUGUUGCCCUUGCGAAUCAGGGACAAAAGCUCCCGCUGCGAAAUCGCCAUCGGUCGAGUACGCGUCGGCGUAAUUCUGCUUCAGAGGAUUCAGAUGUGGAGUAGGACUGGGUGGAGUUACGGAUCCUUUUUAUUCGUGUUUACUGCACUUUUUUUGUAUCGGAAGAAUGUAAUAUGGUCCUUUUAUACUAAUUGGUGCAAAGGUUGGAUGGAGGUUUGUUAGCUAUUUAUCUUAUAACAUGAUUUAAC